Molecule: messenger RNA, 1479 nt
Organism: Truncatella angustata
Lineage: Eukaryota; Fungi; Ascomycota; Sordariomycetes; Amphisphaeriales; Sporocadaceae
Product: major facilitator superfamily domain-containing protein
Exons: 3
Coding region: 1-1479 (492 amino acids)
Biological process (GO): transmembrane transport
Cellular component (GO): membrane
Molecular function (GO): transmembrane transporter activity
Source: RefSeq, a predicted model, not a curated record
AUGUCAAUUGACAAGACACCAUCGCCAGUAGAGCUGGAGGCUCACGAGAAGAGCGACGGCUCCAUCCAAACGCCACUAUGGACUGAAGCUGAAGAGACUGCCAUUAGGCAUAAGCUCGACUGGCAGAUCGUACCGAUGGUGACCGUUCUGUACCUGCUUUGCUUUCUAGACCGUGCUAAUAUCGGUAAUGCCCGAAUUCAAGGAAUGGCUGUGGAGCUUGAUCUCAACCGCGACAAUCGUUUCAACUGGGCCCUAUCGAUCUUCUACAUCGUCUACAUGUGCUUUGAAGUGCCAAGCAACAUCCUGUUGAAGAAAAUUGGACCUCGCUACUUCAUCCCUGGACUGGUAGUCGGGUUUGGUUUCGUCUCCAUGUGUACGGCUUUCGUCAAAACCUUUGAGCAGCUUUGCGGCAUGCGAGCCUUGCUUGGUGUUUUCGAAGGCGGUGCCAUGCCCGGUAUCGCAUUCUUCCUCAGCUCCUUCUACAAGCGAAAGGAGCUGUACUUUAGGGUUGGCAUUUAUGUUUCAGCAGCAUCAAUGGCUGGUGCUUUUGGAGGUCUUCUUGCUGCUGGGUUGUCACGAAUUCCAGCCUGGGGAACAGCUUCAACGCCCAUCCAUUCUUGGCGCAAUAUUUUCUUUUUUGAAGGGCUUCUCACCAUGAUCAUUGGAGCCCUGGCUCCCAUCAUCUUACCCCAGAGCCCCUCAACUUCGAAGCGACUAAAUGAUCGUGAAAAAUGGAUCGCCGAGGAACGUCUCCGACUCGAGCACAAGGGCGAUUCCAACGAGGUCGUCAAGCCAAGACAUGUGAAGCGCGCUAUGCUUAACAUUAACAACUACAUCUGCGCUGGUGGCUUCUUCCUGAUCAACGUCACUGUCCAGGGUUUGUCUGUUUUCAUGCCCACUCUGUUAGCAGAACUAGGUUGGACCUCGACCAAGGCCCAACUCUACAGUGUGCCGCCUUAUGUCCUCGCCUCGCUGGUGGCGAUCGCCAUUGCCUUCAUUAGUGACAAGACGAGGAUGCGCGGCAUCUACCUCGCCGGUUUCACACUUUUGGGUAUCACUGGCUUCUCGGUGCUACGGUGGAGCGACAACUCCAACUUGAAGUAUAUGGGCGUCUACUUUGUCGCUAUCGGUGCAUUUCCCGGAGGGCCGGGAUUCCUGUCAUGGGGCAUCAACAACUCAGCUGGUCCGGCUGUACGGGCGGUCUCGAGUGGAUGGAUCGUCACCCUAGGCACUGCUGGCGGUAUCCUGGCUGUUUGGGCAUAUCUCUCCACGGAUGGCCCGAAUUUCCCCAUCGGCCACUCCAUCAAUCUCACUGCUCAGUUCGUUGUCUUGAUUCUGGCGCUCUUCGGUAUCGCGUACUGCAAGUGGGAGAACCGGAUAAGAGCUAGGGGAGGCCGGGAUCAUAGGUUGGAAGGUUUGACUGAGCAAGAGAAGGCCGACUUGGGAUACAGGCACCCUGAUUUCAGAUACAUUGCAUAA